CAAAACAGCCCAAACAUUCCGACGCACAAACUUCUCUACUAUUUAUACCCCUACAAUGCGUUCUUAACUAAAGCCCACGCUAAGAAUGUGGAAACAGUAUUAGAUAACCUUCGCAUAGACUCGAAACCAAAGUGGAGUAUUAGCUUACAAGGCGUAGAAUUUAAGGAAAAACAAGCUUUAUUGUCUAUGGAAGUGAAUGGGAGUAGGAGCGAAUUUGCCGUGCCGUGUGGGGAGCGCAGAACGAAAAGAGAAGAGAAGGGAAUAGUGAAGACGGAGUAUCAGAGUCGUUUGCUUAAUGAAUUGCUUCUGAGUCAUAGUGUUGGUGACUUUUGUAUAGUAGGGCCAAAAGGCUGUGGAAAGAGUCUUCUAGUCACGCAAUUAUCUUCCUUAUUGGGUUACACAAUGGAGCCAAUAGUUCUGUAUCAAGAUAUGACAGCGAGAGAUCUGAUACAACAACGUACCACUUUGGACAAUGGUGACACUGUCUGGAGGAACUCCGCACUGGUCGAAGCAGCUCUAAAUGGACGUUUGGCGGUAUUGGACGGCUUGCAUAGAAUACACGCUAGUACUUUGGCUGUUUUGCAUAGACUAGUCCACGACAGAGAACUGCAGCUGCAUGACGGUACUCGUCUUAUUCGUCAUGACAGAUAUGACGAUCUUCUGAAGUCUGGACUGUCACCUCAACAACUCGAAGACAGUGGUGUCAAAAGGAUACAUCCUGCUUUUAGGAUAAUAGCACUAGCAGAACCCCCCGUUCUUGGACGCGGUCCACACUGGUUGUCACCGGAAAUCCUCAGCCUCUUCAUAUUCCAUGAGAUGAGGAAUCUCAGCAAGAAAGAGGAGAUAUUUAUUAUUAAGUCUUUAUACGGUGAAAUAUCAGACCCACUACAUUCCAUAAUAGACCUCGCCGACCAACUGCGUCAUUCAGACGACAGUACACUCAAGAAUCUCUCAUCCUCACUCUCAACACGGCAACUCCUCAGGAUCGCGAGUAGGAUGUCCCAAUAUCCAACAGAUUCGGCAUACGAAACCAUUCAACGUACAUUCCUAGCAAAAUUCCUUCCUAACCUCGCGAGACGGGCACUAGAUGGCGCUUGUCAGAAAAUAGGAAUUGAACCACCGGUCCGUUUUGGCCGCUUCGAGCCGGAAAUAAAAGUCAGCUGUGCGAUUCAAAAUGGCGUCCUUACCAUCGGCAACACGAAGACCGAGAUUUACAAAACUCAAGCGUUGACUAAAGUACCGGAUAUACUGUUUUAUGAUGUGCCGCAACAUAUGCGACUGUUGGAGUGGUUGCUGCAAGAUCUCCUACUAGGAAACCAUCUUCUUCUGGUGGGAAAUCAGGGCGUUGGAAAAAAUAAGAUAGCAGAUAGGUUGCUGCAACUGCUCAAUCGGCCGAGAGAAUAUAUACAGUUGCAUAGAGAUACCACAGUUCAGUCGCUAACAGUACAACCAAAUGUAAGAGAUGGAGUGGUGAUAUACGAAGAUUCUCCUCUCGUUAAAGCUGUUAAGAACGGCCACGUGUUGGUAGUGGAUGAAGCGGAUAAAGCACCUACUCACGUCACGUGUAUCUUGAAGACGUUGGUGGAAAAUGGUGAGAUGAUUCUUAGUGAUGGUAGGAGAAUAGUUCCCAAGGAUAUGAUGGAGAGUUCUGCUGGUGAUGUGGCGACGUUUAUACCUGUACAUGAAGAUUUUAAGAUGAUCGUCUUGGCCAAUAGACCCGGCUUUCCGUUUUUGGGAAAUGAUUUCUUCGCUUCUCUCGGCGAUCUUUUCUCGUGUCAUGCUGUAGACAACCCUUCAAUUGAGUCCGAACUGACAUUGCUGAGGUCCUAUGGCCCGGAUGUCCCGGAAGGCGUGAUGAAAAAAUUGGUACAGGCGUUCGCGUCACUGAGAAAUAUGGCUGAUCAGGGACAGCUUACUUAUCCGUACUCCACCAGGGAGUUGGUCAACAUUGUUAAGCAUUUACAGAAAUAUCCUGACGAAGACCUGGCAACUGCAAUAGGGAACGUGUUCGACUUUGAUCGCUACAGCAAGGAUAUGGCGGACACACUUCUAGAAGUACUACAUGCUAGCGGAUUACCAAUUGAAGGUGUUCUGGAUGGAAGGUCCAAGGAGGCUCUUAAGAAGAUACAACUUACCGUUGAGAGGUUCAGCGGGCAAGAUACGUCAUCACCAAAGCACGGUAAAGAAGAUCCGAAGAACGAGCCGCAUGUUGGCGGAAACAUGUGGGCGGGUGGGACCGGUGGGCGAGACACGGCAGGUCUAGGCGGCAAGGGCGGACCGUAUCGUCUGGAUAAAGGACACGAUGUGCAUCAGUUAAGUGAAGUUGAAAAACAAGAUGUUCCGGAGCACGUAAAGAAAGCUGCGCGUGAAAUGAACAGAAAAGUGUUCGCUGAACGUUUGAAGGAGAUCAAGAUGAGCGAAUAUGACGCCAAUCUCUAUGGAAACUUCUUAAAGGCUGUGCAACCGCAGAUAAGUGCAUUGAGAGGGGUGUUAGCUGAACUGCAAGCAAAGAAAAAGGAGAGGCAAUGGAGUAGGCACCAGACCAGUGGAGAGUUGGAUGAUGGAAAGAUUAUUGAAGGUAUAACGGGUGAGAGAUCAAUAUAUCGCCGUCGCGCAGAGCAGGAGCCACCACCAGGUUCGCCUCCAGAGAAACCAAAGCGGCUAAGAUUGGUUUUGGAUCUUUCUGGAAGCAUGUAUAGGUUCAAUUCUUACGACGGCCGUUUAGAACGUUCCAUGGAAGCCGUAGUGCUAUUGACGGAAGCGUUGAAGGGUUACGAGACGCGUAUACGCUACGAUAUGUUUGGGCACUCUGGCGAGGAGCACGCGCUGGAGCUGAUCAGGGUCGACAGACCGCCGGAGAACGAGAAGGAGCGAUUAGUGAUAAUAAGGACGAUGCAUGCGCACGCGCAGUUCUGUUGGUCUGGUGAUAACACUCUGCCCGCUGCGAAACACGCUAUCUCUACGCUGGGGAACGAAGAUACAGAUGAAUCUAUUGUCCUCAUACUGUCUGACGCUAACCUAAGAAGAUACGGUAUACCACCAGAGGAACUGGGUGGUAUAAUGACGUCAGAUCCGAGGGUGCAAGCUCAUGUGAUAUUCAUCGGUAGUCUUGGAGAUGAAGCUGACAUGCUACGACGAAAACUGCCCGCUGGUCACGCGCAUAUAUGCAUGGACGUGGCGUCACUACCUCAAAUCAUGCAACAGAUUUUCGCCUCUUCACUUCUUCAGGACUCUUAA
This is a messenger RNA of Leptosia nina, 3237 nucleotides long. The record is from the annotation of a GenBank genome assembly. NCBI's taxonomy places the organism in Eukaryota, Metazoa, Arthropoda, Insecta, Lepidoptera, Pieridae.